AUGCAGGCCACUCCCGGCCUUUCCUGCUUUGCGCGCAGAGCCAGCCCAGCCAGACUUGCUGCCCGUUUUCGGCGGGGGAAGGCGGUGGUGGGGUUCGCUGCUACAAAUUUUGGUCCCUGCAAAAACACCACUAUCAACAACACCACCACCUCUCAUACGGUCGACCGCCGUCGUUUCCUCUCCUACACGAAAACGCUCAGAUCCCUCUCAGACGACAUGGGUAAAGAUAAGGAUAGCAAGGUUACUUUCAACCUCAAGACCCCCAAGGGAACGAGGGAUUGGUCCGGUGCCGACACCCUCAUUCGCGAUCGUAUCUUUUCUUCCAUCACCAAUGUCUUUCGACGUCACGGCGGAACCGCCCUCGAUACCCCGGUUUUCGAGCUGCGAGAAAUUUUGGCUGGCAAAUACGGCGAAGACUCCAAACUCAUCUACGAUUUGCAAGAUCAAGGUGGUGAGAUCUGCUCGCUACGAUACGAUUUGACCGUCCCCUUCGCGCGAUGGCUCGCUAUGAACCCCGAAAUCCGCAGCAUUAAGCGUUAUCACAUCGCCAAGGUCUACCGACGUGACCAACCGGCCGUGGCAAAGGGUCGUAUGCGCGAGUUUUAUCAGUGCGAUUUCGAUAUCGCGGGUGCCAACUUUGAUCCCAUGGUGCCUGACGCGGAGGUCUUGAAGGUUAUCAAUGAAGUGUUUGAGGAUUUGGGCUGGCAGGGAAAAUUCACAAUCAAAAUCAAUCACCGAAAGGUUCUGGAUGGUAUGUUCGAGGUAUGCGGCGUGCCUUCGGAUAAGAUUCGACCGAUUUCUAGUGCCGUUGAUAAGCUUGAUAAAGCGCCCUGGGCAGAUGUGCGGAAGGAGAUGGUCGAAGAGAAGGGUCUCGAUGCGGCUGUUGCGGAUAAAAUCGAGAAAUACGUCAGCAAAAAGGGUCGCAAGGAUUUGUUCGAAGAGUUGUUAAAAGAUGAGGAACUGAUGGCCAACGCGGCAGCCAAGCAAGGUGUUGAGGAAAUGGGACUUUUGAUGGACUAUCUCGAAGCUUUCGGCGUGUUGGACACGAUCUCUUUUGAUCUCAGUCUGGCACGUGGUUUGGAUUACUACACUGGAGUCAUUUAUGAGGUUGUCACAGAAGGCUCGGCACCGACGACAUCGACAUCGGCACAAGAAGCAAAGGCCGUACAGCGAUCAUCGAAAAAGUCGAAAGCUACGACGGGCGAUGACGAUGACCGAUCAAACGAUCCAACUAUUGGUGUGGGUAGUAUCGCAGCUGGUGGUCGAUAUGAUAACCUUGUGGGCAUGUUCUCCCCCAAGGCGCAGAUUCCUUGUGUUGGCAUUUCAUUCGGUGUCGAUCGUAUAUUCUCCAUCACCAAAGCUCGCAUGGAGAGAGAAAAGGCCAGCGUGGUCCGUAGCUCUGAAGUUGACGUGUACGUCAUGGCUUUUGGAGGAAAGGGGUUCACCGGUAUGCUCAAGGAGCGUAUGGAUAUCUGCAAGACCUUAUGGGCUGCAGGCGUGAAGGCCGAAUUCUCAUAUAAACUCAAACCCAAGCUCCCACAACAAUUCAAAGCUGCCGAGACGUCAGGUAUUCCCUUUGGCGUGAUCCUCGGCGAAGACGAGCUCGCCGCCGGCCAAGUAAAGAUCAAAGAAAUGGGUCUUCCCGAAGGCCACCCGGAGAAAGAAGGCGUAUCAGUCGAUAUCACGAACCUAGUGGACGAAAUCAAACUACGAAUAGAUAUGAAGAACAAAGGCGUCGAGACCACCACCACCUCCGACGCCGUGGAGUCUACGACUGCAGCAGCAGCGAAUCUGUCUGUGGGGGGUGACGCCGCUGCCGCUCAACAAAAGACGGAAGAUGCGGGUGUUUGA
Molecule: messenger RNA, 1851 nt
Organism: Talaromyces amestolkiae
Lineage: Eukaryota; Fungi; Ascomycota; Eurotiomycetes; Eurotiales; Trichocomaceae
Exons: 2
Coding region: 1-1851 (616 amino acids)
Biological process (GO): mitochondrial translation; histidyl-tRNA aminoacylation
Cellular component (GO): mitochondrion
Molecular function (GO): histidine-tRNA ligase activity; ATP binding
Source: RefSeq, a predicted model, not a curated record